AUGAGCGACUUGUUGGACGAUGAUUUGGAGUUCCGUGGCGGUACCCUUCAGCUAUCAACCGAACAUCUCCUUUCUGGGGGCACAGAAAACACUCAGAACAAUGGGACGGAGACAUCUGGUGUAACCACACACAUGAAUCCAAACAUGUCUGUUUUAUCCGGUGCCGAUUCCUUAUCGUCAUCAACGUCAUCUUUUAUUGAUGCAAGAAGUAGAGAACCAACAAAUGUUGAGGCAUCUGAUGAGGCGCAGACGGUGUACCCUCGCUAUGACGUGCCUUUCAACCAAGAAAACAUCAAGGACUUUUUCACAUUCCGCAAAGGUGUUGUGGAAACUGCGAUUCAGGAAUGCAUUACGGGUUUAUUGUUCCCAGAAGACGGGGAAUAUUUGGGAUCUUGGUUGUUGACUGAAAUAACUCUAUGGGAUAAUGAAAAAGAGAGAAUAGUCCUCCUUACUUCGCGCCUGGUGAUGACCAUUAAGUACGAUUUCAUAGCAAUGAAGCAACUCGACUUCAAGAAGACAUACUUGGAUGAUCUGGAUACUAUUGUUAUAGGAGAGCUUGUUUAUCCACCUUCUUCAUUAGUGCCUCGCCUAAACGGCAUCGCAACUGGUGUGACGACUGUGGUGAAGGACUACGUGAUAGACCGCCUGUGCCGGCGGCCCUCCGGCGGUGACGACCAAAAACUGUUCGAUCACAAGUAUUUCCAGCCUAGAGACCGCAACCUUAGGGGCGUCCGUCUGAUGUGGAACAAGGGCGAGCCACUUCCGAUCAAAACUGCCUGGAACCCGUUCAGUCGGGAAGUUCCUUUCAUUACCUUCGCAUCACAUCCUAUUUAUUGGCAUAAAGAUGGAGACGUAGACGAACGCACAACGUACGACAUGGAAACUUUUGCUCAAAAACUGCAAGGCGCGAUCGAAGCUAUGCCUUCCUCUUCCUGCUGCAUACAUCAUUCACCUAUUGUCAUACAGAGUUAUGUUGGAGUGACGUCUUUACUGCACAAUAAGACAAGUAUGGGAUUCUUCAAGGUCAGAGGGAAAUUCAGCUUCUAGGGUUUGUAGAUAGGUUUACACGUGCAUAAUAACGUUUAUUGUAAUGAACUUAAAGAUCAUUUUGUCUUUGCGAUGUAAUCCGGGAUAGUACGUACCUGAUAAGGGCGUAUGCGGAUAUAGGUACGAUGUGUAAGGUUAAAACAAUUUUUAUUCCACGAAAACUUACUUUUUUUCGGUAUUCCUUGCGAAUGGCUGAAAUAAGCAAUUUUAACGUAUAGUCACACGCUAUGAGGAAUUCUUAAAGCACCCUGUAAACGAUCCAAUUUGCUUGUCAAAUUUACCCUUGAAAUUUCUCGAUUUCUUCAAACAAUGCCUCACAAACGAUUAAUUCGAAAUUCAAACAAUUUUGCCUGUAGUUCAGACUUAAUCUUUAGGCGACAACAGACGUUUUGCUUGACAACGGUUAUUCUCGGACUAGUGUACACUAUCUAAUUUCCGUGGCAAUUUUUAUUAUUUCAGUAUUCGGUUUUGUUAUCUUGCAAUAUUAUUUAAUAUUCGAGUAUUGUG
This is a messenger RNA of Hyposmocoma kahamanoa, 1554 nucleotides long. Its product is annotated as tumor protein p63-regulated gene 1-like protein. The transcript is spliced from 6 exons. Gene Ontology annotation, cellular component: cytoplasm. The coding region runs from base 1 to 1047 and encodes 348 amino acids. The record is from RefSeq and is a predicted model, not a curated record. NCBI's taxonomy places the organism in Eukaryota, Metazoa, Arthropoda, Insecta, Lepidoptera, Cosmopterigidae.